Messenger RNA from Mya arenaria, 1888 nucleotides. Its product is annotated as transmembrane protein 187-like. Lineage: Eukaryota; Metazoa; Mollusca; Bivalvia; Myida; Myidae. The transcript is spliced from 2 exons. Bases 154 to 999 code for a protein of 281 amino acids. Gene Ontology annotation, cellular component: transport vesicle. The record is from RefSeq and is a predicted model, not a curated record.
CAGCUUAUGACAGGGUCAACAAAAACAUUCUUACACAGAAAAUGAGUUUGAUUAUCAUCGCCUGUGCAGAAUAGACACCCGAUAGACCUACAUCUCCUCUGAUAAAGUCACAACAUACCAGUUACUGCUACUCCACAGAUAAAGUCAGCAAAGAUGCUGGGAAUUGUUUCUGAAUUAUACACCAUGAUGCCAGCCCUGAUGCUGAAGACUUUUGUGGUUGUCCUUCUUGGAACCGCUCUCAUGACUGCUACAGUGCUUAAUGGACAUUUUGUUGGGGCGAAAGUCGAACUUGGCGUGGAACACUAUGCUGAAAGAAUGCAUCCAAUUGUUGCCGAGAUAUUUCCAUCCUGGUUGACAAUGCCCCUGAACACGAUCAUAAACAUUGGCUACGUCAUCGUCGGUGCUGCCUGGUGUGCUUACACAUCCCUUGCUCUGCUAGGAAACCAAAUCGGAAAAAAUGAUGCAAAGAUGUUUUACAUUUUCAAUCUGGCAAGUUGCUGCUAUGGACCAAUUCAGAUGCUUCGUAUUCUGACUCACAUGCAUGGUUUUGGUGUGCUGGACCAGUGGUAUACCUUACCUUUCUUCAUGUGGGUGUUCCUAUGGGGUGUGCAUCUUGUUCGAGGAUGGAGUGCAUUUUGGAACAUACUUUGGGUUCUUGUGUCCGUGCUUAGUUAUUCUUUCGUUCUGAUCAACCCCAUUGGUUUUGAAAUAUGUCUCGGUAUUCACGUUAUGUUAGCGGUACUAGGAGCGCUUCUCGCAUGGAAUUCUAAUCCUCAAGCAUACUGUCUGAAAUAUUUUAUCUUGGCUACUCUUUCGUGCUGUGGGUUUGUCAUUUUGAAACUUCUAGAUUUAGAACUGCCAGAAUAUGCAAGCAUAUUUUCGCACAUAUCUGGACAUUUCUUGUCUAAAAUUUGUGACAUUCUCCAAAUUCAUUUUGUAAACUGCUUUUUUCUUGAAGUUACUUUGGCAAGUUGUGCUAAGAAAAGGAAGAAGGAUUGAAGAAUGACUAUAAUAUAUUGCUGUGAACUUCACAUUAAAUUUGAUUAUUAAUUAAUUAUUAUACAUAACCUGGGUUUAGCCAGGUUUAAAAAAGAAGACAGGGUGUUGCAGAAGAAUGACCCAGUUCUAAGGUAGAAAAGGGCAUGUUACACCAGGCUGUGAAAAACUGGAACAUCAAGAAUUUGACAGAAAAAUUAAGAGAUUGUGUUUAUUUAAAGUAAUAAUUAUCAGGUUUUUACAGCAAUAUAUGUAAGUAUUUAUAAUCAAAUUAUAAGUUUUUAUCAAGACAAAAGAAAUAUUUGACAAUGACUGGAGCUUCUAAUUCUAUGAAGCCAAAGGGUGCCAAUGCCGGGAGGGUCGCACUCGCCUCAAAAAAAGGGCAGCGAAUGUAACAUCACCAUUCCAGUUAACUGUUUUAUAGCUAAAACCCUAUAAUAUACAUGUAGUAUUAUGCACCAGUCAAUUGUAACCACAGCCCCCCCCCCCCCCCCCCCCCCCCAGGUCCAGAGGUAUACAGGGGAAUAGCUUGGGAAAUGGGCCGUGUUUUUACCUUCCCUCAGUGCUGGGUGAAUUCGUUGGUUUUGUCUUCGCGCCAAAAAUAGCGGGAAAUGGGCCUUACCUAGGAUCUCUGGGUGCGGGGCCAUUUCUGGCUUCUGCAGCAGUUCAUCCUCUCAUGGGUCAAGUCCCAAAAGUCAAAGUCCCUGCUAUUCCCCGGACCUGGGGGAGCCAUGGUUACAACUGACUGGUGCAUUACUAGCUUUUUCCUUUAUCUGUAUAUCAAUUUGCUUAUUAUUUUAGCCUUAUAGGUAACAUUUACAUUUGCUUUGUAUUUGUUUUGUUUUUGCUAAAAUACUUAAUGUGCUUUUGACAUUAAACUAUUAAUACUGAA